Messenger RNA from Hibiscus syriacus, 2336 nucleotides. RefSeq names its product H/ACA ribonucleoprotein complex non-core subunit NAF1-like. The transcript has 3 exons. Gene Ontology annotation, molecular function: RNA binding. Gene Ontology annotation, cellular component: sno(s)RNA-containing ribonucleoprotein complex. The coding region runs from base 163 to 2226 and encodes 687 amino acids. The record is from RefSeq and is a predicted model, not a curated record. NCBI's taxonomy places the organism in Eukaryota, Viridiplantae, Streptophyta, Magnoliopsida, Malvales, Malvaceae. Gene Ontology annotation, biological process: box H/ACA snoRNP assembly; pseudouridine synthesis; ribosome biogenesis.
UAAAGUAAACCCUAGCACCCGCUCUUACUUUCUUUCCUCCUCCGUAUCAUUCUUGGGUUUCUUGAACCAAAAAAGAAAAGUCAGUCUUGGGUUUACCUGUUUUCCAUUCAAAAAGCCGAAAAAUCAAGGAUUUGGGUUUAUUUUCUUCUAAAUUUUAAUUUAAUGCUCAGCGGCAAUUUAAAUGAGUGGUUUGAUGGUUACCCAAAUUUAGAUGGGAUUAAGUUAGAAGAGAGUGAAUUUGAAGAUAUUGAGAGCAUUAUGGAGAUUGGUAAAGAAGCUAACUUUGAGAAAACCCAUGUUAGCGGCCUUGGCGUUAAUGGGUCUGAGCCAGAUUUUGAUGGGUUCAAGCCAAUUGUUGAUGGGUAUGCGCCUGUUGCUGGUGAGUCAGGCCGUACAGUGAAGGUAGAAGAAGACGAGUCAAAACCAGAAGUGGAGUUGGGUUUCUCUAUUGAGGAGUCAAAGCCAGAAGAUUUUUAUGUGUUCAAGCCAACUGUUUGUGGGUCUGAGCCGGUGCGAGGUGAAUCAGGCUGUACAGUGGAGGUGGAAGAAGAGGAGUUUAAACCAGAAGGGAAUCCGACUUUACCUAUUGAGGAAGUGAUUGAGAAGGUCAGUUUGGAUGAUGGAUUAGAGAGUGGGAGUAGUAGUUCAGAGUCCAACAGCGAAAGCUCUUCGUCGUCAUCUUCGAGUAGUAGCAGUGAUGACGACGACGACGACGAAGAGGAUGAAGAAGAAAAGGUGAAGAUGGAGGCUAAAAUGGUGGAUGGUGUAGAUGAACUUGAAGAAGGUGAGAUUCUAGAUAGUGAUGAAGAGGUGGCCGUUGAUGGAACCGAUGAUGAUGAAGAGGAGGAGGAGGAGGAAACAGACGAAAUCCUUAGUGCGUUAGAUAUUGAACUUGAGGAAGUUGAUCAUGAUGAUGAGGAUGCUGGUGCUUCAAAAGGUCCCAUCAGAUCUAAGAAUGAAGCUGAGGUUCUCCCCCCAGUUCCACCACUGGAUGUUGAACUACAACCCCAUCACCAAAUGCUGUCUGUUGGAGUUAUUUUGUCGAUGGUUGGUACCAAAGUUAUUGUUGAAGGAAGAGAUCGGCACAACCCUCUGAACGAAGGUUCGGUUCUUUGGAUAACCAUGAACAGAUCUCCACUUGGAUUUGUGGAUGAAAUCUUUGGACCUGUAAAAAACCCAUACUAUAUAGUACGGUAUAAUUCCGAGAGUGAUGUCCCUGCUGGAAUCCAUGAAGGCAUUUCUAUCUCUUUUGUUACCGAAUUUGCUAAUCAUGUUCUCAAUGACAAGAAUCUUCACAAGAAAGGAUAUGAUGCAUCUGGUGAGAAUGAUGAGGAGUUGUCGGAUGAUCCUGAAUUUUCGGAUGAUGAAAAAGAGGCAGAGUACAAGAGGAUGCAAAAAAUGACAAAGAGAAGUAUGAAUGACCAGAGAGUGGGAAACCAGAAAAGCAAUAAGAAGAAAGUUAGAAGUAAGAAUGGAGCUUGGAAAACCAAUAGGAACUCAGCCCAGCAAACUUCAACAACAGCAAUGGGUCAACUUCCACCUAAUCGGGGUCAACAUAAUAUCUCCAGAGUCUCGGGAUCUUUGGUCAAUCAUAAUUCUUCAUCGUCUGUCGUGGGACAACAGAAUUUUGUUGGCGGAUCCGGCUUUAUCCCACCGUUUUCUGUCAUGCCAUCGUCUUCUGGUAUUGUUGCACCUUCAAAUGGAGUUUGGAAUAAUGGAAUGCCAGGCCAGCAUCCACAGAAUACAAAUUUUCCGAACAUGUUUUCUGCAGAAGGGAUGUCAAUGCUCUCACAGAAUCAUCCACAGCGGCCUAUUCCUUUGCCAAACCCUGCAAUAUCUAUGCCAAACAUGAUGCUAUAUCAGCAGCAGCAAUUUGACCCGAGUUUGAGUACACUACCUAAUAUGGUCGUCUUACCUAGUGGCCAGUCAAGCUUAUUUGCUAGAUCGGUCUCUGCACCUUGGCUCGAGAUUGCCGGUCAAAAUGGCUUUAACCAAAGCCCAUUUGGAACGGGUAUGCAGGCCCAACAACUCCUUAGUGCAUUACAAGGUAUUAUAACAAAUGGACCUACAGUAGAUGGGAACUGUAAUUUGCAACCCAAUGGUGUUCAAGGCAACUUUGAAUCAUCCCAGAACUUCAACAUGGGUGCACCAUCUAGUCGUGGAAGAAAACCUUAUCAUCGAGGCCGAGGCCGUGGCCGUGGCGGAAGAGGUCAUCGGCGAUCUUAAGAGAAAUGGGCCUUCUAGAGUUCCUUGAUAUAGGUAAAACUAUAUGUUUGGUGUGUAACUUUUUGUUGGAUGUUGCAAUAUAAGAUAUUUAAGGUGAUUAGCAUUGAAUA